CGAAAACCAAAAAAAAAAAAAAAGGAGCAAACGUGGAAGAUGAAAAAGAGAGAAGGGUCGCUUGAACGUCUCUCUCUCUCUCCGAAGGUUUCUUUCUCUCUCUUCACCCUUUGCUGAGUGUUCCCAUAACUCAGAAGAGAAGAGAGAGAAAGAAGCCGCGAUCACCAUUUUUACCUACCCAACUGCUUCUUGUUGUGGUCACUAUAGACGUAGCUUUUCGUGCGAGGGUUUCCUUCCCUCUUGGAAGGAUUAAAGUUCCUUUCUUUUUGCCUUUUUCUGUUUUCUGCUUUAAUCGUUUGAUUUUGGGGUGUAGUUUAUUCGAGAUGUUGGUAGCUAAUAGCUUUGAUCUAUGGCGAAAGGAUGCUUUUUUCUCUGCGGCGGAGGAGGUGCAGGAAUCAGCUGAUAUAAUGGAAUCUGCGUACAGGGCAUGGUUGAGAGAGAAGAGAGAAAGGUCAGAUUCUAACAAAUUAAAUGAACUAUGCAGGGAGCUGCAAACUGCUUUAGGUACUGCAAAAUGGCAGUUGGAAGAAUUUGAGAAAGCUGUCAGGCUAAGCUACCGGCAUCAUGGUGAUGACAAUACAACCACUAGGCAUAGGCAAUUUAUUACUGCCAUUGAAAGCCAAAUUUCCCAAGUUGAAGCAGCACUGAGGGAAUCUUAUAUUGAGGAAGGUAAGCAACCCCUUCGGUGGGUAAAUCUGGAUGAAGAAGAGCGAGAUGAUCUAGCUGCAUUUCUGUCUGGAACUUGUCAGACCACACAAAAUAAUAAUGAUGAAUGCAUGGAGGUUACUGCUUUGAUGAAAAGCUCACUUCACGAUAAACAAGUCAACAAAGAAGAUAAAAAUGUAGAUGUAAAUGGUUUCCGCAACUGGGAUAUCUCUACCAAUGAAAAGUCCUCUAAAGAUGUCAUCAAUAAGGAUACAGAUUAUGUGGUAGAAAUAAAAGCAGAUGCUGGUUCUAGAAAUAGUGAUGAUGUAAUUUCUCAAACAGAUAGAACAACUAGUACAAGGAAAACAUGGAGUCCACCUAAUUACGGUGCUUUAAAAAUUGUAAUUGCUGAUGAAGAUGAGCAGAGAAAUAAAUUUACACGGACUGUUGAUGCUACUCCUAAAGAGAAAGGAUUCAAACCUCACUUCUGGAAACAAAAAUGUGAAGAAUAUCCUCAGGCCAUGCGAGCAGUUCAUAUGUGCAAUCAGUAUUUCGGCCACAUUGGUAUAUGCCAGAGGCAGUAUCAAAGUCCCCUGCACUUGCGAUAUGGUCGUUCUGUUCAAGUUACACUUGCUCUUAUGGUGACCAUUUUUCUCAUUGUUCCCUUUGUUCUUUAUUCAACUUGAGUUAACUGGCUGCUUCUCUCAAACAGUUCAAGAGGGCUUUAAUUGUUUUUAUGGAUGACAAGGAAGCCACUGGCCAUAUGCGACUGUAUUUGAAUUGGUGGAUAAGUCAACUAAAGGGGACAGUUGAGACAAUCAGUGUCACCUAUUUUGUCAUUGUUGAGAUUAAGAUGAAUUUACGCUCUGUGGAUGCUGAUAAGGACAAUCAACCUCCAACAGUCAUAGCUGUCUAUUUUAGUUUCCUGGGCCUGUUAAUUGUACAUACAUUCAUCUAAUAUUUAAUGCCACUUCCGCUUUGUUUGGUCUCAAGAUACUCCUGUCUAAAUACAACCUUCAAUCCAAUGUUAAAUAUGACCAGGUUGAAUG
This is a messenger RNA of Abrus precatorius (Indian licorice), 1694 nucleotides long. RefSeq lists its product as uncharacterized. The record is from RefSeq and is a predicted model, not a curated record. Bases 324 to 1331 code for a protein of 335 amino acids. Gene Ontology annotation, biological process: Golgi vesicle transport. The transcript has 6 exons. Gene Ontology annotation, cellular component: membrane. Lineage: Eukaryota; Viridiplantae; Streptophyta; Magnoliopsida; Fabales; Fabaceae.